Molecule: messenger RNA, 622 nt
Organism: Arachis duranensis
Lineage: Eukaryota; Viridiplantae; Streptophyta; Magnoliopsida; Fabales; Fabaceae
Product: pathogenesis-related genes transcriptional activator PTI5
Exons: 1
Coding region: 76-525 (149 amino acids)
Biological process (GO): ethylene-activated signaling pathway; regulation of DNA-templated transcription
Molecular function (GO): DNA binding; DNA-binding transcription factor activity
Source: RefSeq, a predicted model, not a curated record
UCCCUCGCAUUCCCCCAAAGAGAAUAUAUGCAAAGUCCAUAGGCAUUGGCAAGGCAAGUUCUUGAAAAGAAACAGAUGAAUAAGAUCGAAGAAGAAGGCAUGGUUAUAGCUUCCCAAUCCCAAACAGAGCUACCUUUAAAUGAGAAUGACUCUCAGGACAUGGUUAUAUACCAAGUCCUGAACGAGGCUAGUAAUAACCAUCAGCAGCAGCAGCAUGAAGCGGCUUCGUUCAUGAUGAUGAGUAGCGGACAGCAACGGCGUGGCAUGGAAGCAAAGAAGAACAUAGCGAAGAAGCACUACAGAGGGGUGAGGAGGCGGCCAUGGGGGAAGUAUGCGGCGGAGAUAAGAGACUCGGCGAGACAGGGAGCAAGGAUAUGGCUUGGGACGUUUCAAACAGCGGAAGAAGCUGCCAUGGCUUAUGAUAGAGCUGCCUUCAAGAUGAGAGGUUCCAAGGCCUUGUUGAACUUCCCUGCUGAGGUUGUUGCAGCUGCUUCUUCCACUGCUUCUACUUCCACUCAUACUUAGACUCUCUUCAAAUCUUUCUCCUUCUUUCUUCUCUUUUGCUUUAAUUUUCUGUAUUUAAUUAUAUAUAAUCAAUCAAAAUUCUCUCAUUCAUCUUUCA